CGAUACUUAAGUGUCUCUAUCUAGGUAUGAACCGAUUACAAGCAGUACAACGGCUUUCGCGUGGUUUUGCUUCUGCAGCUCCCAAGUCAAGCACGGGAAUCGAGCAUGCUGAGCAAUUUGCCAAACUUGGAGGAAAGAAACCGGACUGGAAGCUAUAUAAGGUACAAAACUACCUAAAUAACGAUAAGUACACAUAUUAUCAAGCUGAGAUUGAAUUACAAAAAUAUCGUCUUCCGCAGCCAUCAAACAAGAAGCCUGAUGUGCUACCCAAAGUGAAGGUCGAAGCAGCUCCUGCUAAGCCUGAAGUGUAUAAAACGAAGUAGAAGAGAAAGUAGUCAUUAGUUAGUAGUGGAAUAAACUGUGACUCCUA
Cylicocyclus nassatus is the source of this 370-nucleotide messenger RNA. NCBI's taxonomy places the organism in Eukaryota, Metazoa, Nematoda, Chromadorea, Rhabditida, Strongylidae. The record is from the annotation of a GenBank genome assembly.